AUGGAUCCAGAGACAUCAGAUAACGACGGUUCAUAUCGAUUCUCCCCUGUCACGUUCAACGACCACGCCGGUCAGUUGUGGAUCGUGACAAUUUUGUCGCUGAUCUACAGCACGCUUGUGGCUCUGGCACGGAUAUACAUCAACCUCGCCAAAUGCUCUGUCCUCGCCCUCAUCCGACGCAUCGUUGGCUCGAAGCCUGGGAAGAGUGAACCGGUCUGCAUCGGGCUCAUGGUAAUCACUGUAGUAUGGGGUGCCGGCUCCUGUUUGGCAUGGCUUGUGAACUGCCACGCGGAUUCUUUGUUGGCUUUGGAUAACGUCAAGCAAUGCCCGCACCAGAAUACACGUUGGGCCGUCAUAACAGCGAUGGACAUCUUGACCGAGAUCCUUACCUGGCUCCUCGUACUGCAACUAUCCUGGUCCGUCAACAUUUCAUACAUCCGCAAGUGUCAGGUUGUUAUGGCUUUCUCAUUCCGUAUACCGCUCAUCGCCCUCUCAGCCGUUCAUCUGGCGUAUUCUGCAACAAAUCCAGCCUCUACUGAGCCUCAAUUCGCCGUCACAAAGUCCCUACUCUGUCAACAGAUCAUGAUUGCUUGGUCGCUCAUUUCUGCCACUGUGCCAAACCUGAAGAACUUUUUAAAGUCAUUCUCUAUAGGGAUGGGGUUUCCAGUUUCCUUUGACCUCAGUAUGUCUGGAUCAAGCAACGUCUACGCACUUCAGUCACUUAGAAAUAAUCGCGCUGGAGUUACAUCAUCCGCGGCUGUGGCAACUGCAGUAAAUUCGACAUCUGAUAGCGCUGCCCGUAGCCAACCGCACAGUUGGAGGCCGGACCAGGUCUCAAGUCAAACAACGGCAGCACGCGACUCUGGCAGCAAUAGUCGGGAUGAUAUAUCGGAGGAAGGGCGGAACUCUAGGGCUGGCAUCAUUGUCACGGAAGAUAUAAGGAUUGUAUUGCGCGAUGCGUGUUACUCCGAACUUCCAGAGAUUGCCCACAUCAUGUCAGAGGCAUUCUGGAAGGAUAACCUAUUUGGCGAGCUCAUACACCCCCAUCGCAACGAGUAUCCCGAUGAUGUACACCUGUACUGGCUGCGACGGGCACGGGUCAACUUUUGGGACAAUCGCUCGAGAUGGCUCGUUGCUGUGGCCACAGACGAGAGUGGUCAGGAAGUUAUUGUCGGCAUUGCUCAGUGGGCAAGACUGGGGGAUGGGGGCCAAAAGCUUGAGUGCUGGUAUUUGGAUCCUCGAAACCUUCUCAAGCCUUUAUCUUCUAUUGCCAUGAACAUCCAUGCUUGGGCCUGGCCUAAUCGCGCGAGCGACCCCAAGGAGGAGGACAUCAUAGAGCGGGCAUAUCCUCAUUUCGAAGACAUAUGGAGCGGAAAGCGCGCCGAGUCCUGGUAUCUCGAAGGAUUAGCAGUGCGUCCAGAUUUUCAGAGGAGAAACGUGGGCCGGAAGCUUGUGCAAUGGGGUCUCGAGCAGGCCAAGGCUGAAGGUAUUUGCGCUUCGGUUGUUAGUGCCUUUGGCACAGAGGAGUUCUAUAAGAAAUGCGGGUUUGACGAGCAGUACGGAAGCGCCAGACAGGGUGAGGGUAACCCCUUGGCGGAUAUUGAGGGUGCUGACAUGUUUUGGAAAUGGCCUGAGGCUUAA
This is a messenger RNA of Fusarium redolens, 1641 nucleotides long. RefSeq lists its product as uncharacterized. Lineage: Eukaryota; Fungi; Ascomycota; Sordariomycetes; Hypocreales; Nectriaceae. Gene Ontology annotation, molecular function: acyltransferase activity, transferring groups other than amino-acyl groups. The record is from RefSeq and is a predicted model, not a curated record. Bases 1 to 1641 code for a protein of 546 amino acids. The transcript is spliced from 6 exons.